Melospiza melodia melodia is the source of this 1092-nucleotide messenger RNA. RefSeq names its product T-cell surface glycoprotein CD1b-3-like. Bases 1 to 1092 code for a protein of 363 amino acids. The record is from RefSeq and is a predicted model, not a curated record. Gene Ontology annotation, biological process: antigen processing and presentation, exogenous lipid antigen via MHC class Ib; antigen processing and presentation, endogenous lipid antigen via MHC class Ib; immune response. Gene Ontology annotation, molecular function: exogenous lipid antigen binding; endogenous lipid antigen binding; lipopeptide binding. Lineage: Eukaryota; Metazoa; Chordata; Aves; Passeriformes; Passerellidae. The transcript has 7 exons. Gene Ontology annotation, cellular component: external side of plasma membrane.
AUGGGCACCCCUAGGAAAGGGGGAGAGAAACUGCAGUCCCCUUGCUGCUGCCUUCUCUCCCUCCUCCUCUACCUCUUCUUCCUCUCUGAGACAUGGGCAAACCUGGAGGGGACCUUCACUGUCCGGCUGCUCCAGACUACUACCUUCCAAAACACCUCAUUUGUGGACACAGAGGGGCUGGGCCUGCUGGAAGACAUCGAACUUGGUUCUCUUGAUAAACACACAUGGUCCAUCCGUUUCUGCCAGCCCUGGGUGCGCCCAGCCCUUCCCCGUGCUGACUGGGACACCAUCGAAAACCUGCUUAAGAUCUAUUUGCAGCAGUUCAACCAUCUAAUCAAUGAAGGGGCCACGCAAAAGGACAUCCCCUACCCCUUUGUUGUUCAGUGCACAGCAGGCUGCACGCUGUACCCCAACAGAACCUCCCUGGCCUUUGGCUAUGUGGGUUACAAUGGUCAGGAUUUCCUCAGCUUCAACACAAAGAAUUUCACCUGGACCCUCUACCAGGACACUGAGUUGUCACGGUAUGUCCAGUCCUUUCUCCAGAACUACACCGCCUUGAGUGAGCUGAUGGAAACUCUUUUCAAUUAUACUUGUGUCGAUGACAUGGAGAUGUUGCUGCACUAUGGGAGGGCAGCUGUGGAGAGACAAGAGCUGCCUGUGGCCACGGUCUUCGCCCGCACCCCCAGCCUAGACCAGCUGCUGCUUGUUUGCCAUGUCACUGGCUUCUACCCCCGUCCCAUCAGCGUGGCCUGGCUGCGGGAUGGCCAGGAGGUGCCUCCGGGCCCGGCGCUCAACACCAGCACCAUCCUGCCCAACGCUGACCUCACCUACCAGCUCCGCAGCGUCCUGGCCGUGGCCCCCCGUGAUGGGCACAGCUAUGUCUGCCGUGUGCGCCACCACAGCCUGGGCACCCGCAGCCUUCUCAUCCCAUGGGGGAACUCAGAAGUGGUGCUGAUCACAGGGCUCAUGGCCGGGCUGCUUGCAGCCAUGGCUGUAGCUGCCAUGUCGGUGCUUUGGGUGUGGAGACAAAGAAAGCACCAGCAGAUGGAGGAAUCAGAGUCCAGGAACUCCAUCCUGAGGAAAGAAGCUUAG